UAUGGAAGAAAAACAAAUCGAAAAUGGCGUCUUCAAUACUUUGCGUUCACACGAGUUUCUUGAUUGGAAUUUUAACUUGAUUUAGCUUACGUCACAGACAUUCAAGAUGCCAGGUCAUACACCUGGAUCUUCAACCUCUUCGUCAGUAACAGAAGAGCUGUAUUUUCUCAUCGCCCGGUUUCUCGCCCAAGGGCCUUGCCGUGGUGCUGCAGAGGUUUUACAAAGAGAAUUGAAGGAAAACCAGCUUUUACCAAAAAGAAUCGACUGGGAAGGCAGGGAACACGAAAGAAGUUAUGAAAAUUUGGUGGAACUAAACAGGCACAUUAAAUCGGACCACCUAUUGAAGAUAUGUCAGCGACUGGGGCCCCUCCUAGACAAAGAGGUCAAACCCAGUGUCUGUGGGGUCCAGUCUCUACUGGGGGCUGGAAGUCAGUCACUACUCAGGACAAAAGAGGGUAUAGAAAACCCAGUAUGGACCCCACCCACCCAUGCAGUCACUCAUCAUCAGCGCCCUCUAUUCCCUCCAAAAAACCUUGUCUGUCCAGAGUUUGUCUACGUGAUGCGGGGAAGGGAGAUGUGUGGACAAGCCCGCAAUGACCACCUGUGUCCUAACCACUUCUACACCAAGGUCAGCAUGCACGCUCGUAAGCUGGGGCACCUGUCAGCCGUGUACUGUGUGUCAUUCGACAGGACAGGCCACUACAUAUUUACAGGAGCUGAUGAUGCAUUAAUCAAAAUCUGGAGAGCAUGUAAUGGACGACUAAUGGCUACUCUCAGGGGACAUAACUCUGAAAUCACUGACAUCGCUGUAAACUACGAGAACACACUGCUAGCCUCGGGAAGCUGUGAUAAAACAAUUAGAGUGUGGUGUCUGAGGACCAAGGCUCCCAUAGCAGUACUACAGAGUCACACAGGGACCAUCACCUCACUUCAGUUUUGUCCCCAGGCCAAGGGUGAGUCGCGGGUCCUGAUGUCAACAGGAGGGGACGGCUGUGUCUGUUUCUGGGUCUGGGACGUGACCACCAACACAUUCAAUGCUAAACCUCACAAGUUUAUAGAGCGGUCGAGGGCCGGGGCCCAGAUGUUGUGUUCCUCCUUCAGUCCGGGGGGCGUGUUCCUGGCCACAGGAAGUGCUGAUCAUGUGAUCAGGGUUUACUUCCUGCACACCACAAAACCAGAGAAAAUCUGUGAGCUGGAGUCCCACACAGACAGAGUAGACAGUAUUUGUUACUGUAACCAUGGAGACAGGUUUGUCAGUGGGAGUAAGGAUGGAACAGCCAGGAUUUGGCGGUACGACAGACAGGAGUGGAAGGCCCUGGUCCUCUACAUGAACACAACUCUAGAAUGCACAAACAAAAUAGAUUUAGAAGACAUUAAGAAAUAUUGUGUUACCAUGGUAUCCUGGAAUAUGGAUGACUCCUUGGUGAUUACUGCAGUCAAUGAUUUCUCUAUCAAACUCUGGAAUUCCAACACAGGCAAACUGGUUCAUGUACUCAGGGACCAUGAAGAUGAGAUUUUUGUGUUGGAGCAUUGUCCUACAGAGCCCAGAAUUAUGUUGAGUGCCGGCCAUGAUGGAAAUAUUGUUAUCUGGGACCUCAUUAAAGGGGAGAAAAUCAAGUCCUUCUUUAACAUGAUAGAGGGCCAGGGACAUGGAGCCGUGUUUGACAUUAAGUUUGCCCCAGACGGCCUGAGUUUCGCUGCCACAGACUCACAUGGGCAUCUGCUGCUGUUUGGAUUCGGUUCCAACGAAAAGCAUAAACAGGUCCCGGAGGAGGUUUUCUUUCACACUGAUUACCGUCCGCUGAUGCGGGAUGCUAAUAACUACGUCCUGGACGAGCAGACCCAGCAGCCUCCCCAUCUCAUGCCGCCGCCCUUCCUUGUGGACAUUGACGGUAAUCCCUACCCCCCAAGGUUCCAGAAGCUGGUACCGGGGAGGGAACACUGUAACAAUGAUCAGCUGAUACCUCAGAUGCAGGUCAAUGAAGAAGGGUCUCAGGAGGUGGUAGGGGACCUUGAUGCUCUGAUAGAGGAGAACCACCCAGAGGAACCACCCCAUGCCGAGCCCCUCCCCCCAGAACCGCUACCUCAGGACCACCGCCCAAGUAUUGACAACAUGAUUGAACAGUUACAGAGAGAACAGGACCAGAGGAUAGCCAGAGAGGGGCUGGAACCCCUAGGAAGUCCCCCACCCGCAUUGGGGUCACCCAGAGUUCACAGGUCAAACUCAGUUGGCAAUGUUGGGGGAAGGAGAAUCGGUGAGAGGGAGGGAGUGCGGCAGUCCCUGGGUAAUAUUACCCAGAGAGCCACACAGUCAGACAUCGCAGCCUGGAGUCGCAGAGUGGUUGUGAAAGAACUCGACACUGCUGCCUUAUUGAGAGAUGAAGAACAGAGAAUGGCCUAUGCAAAUGAGGAGGCAAAACAUUUUAUGGCAGAAAGAAAGAAAAAGCCCUGUCAUUUUGAUGCUGAAUCCAGUGACUCUGGAUCUCACAUUAAAACAAGACGUAAACACAAAAACCGGCGUGACAAUGUGGGAAAUCAGCGUGAGAAUGAGGAGGUGGCGACUAAUCGACUGGUGACGCGGGCUCUGUAUGACACCGAGGAGGAAGAGGAGGAGGAAAAUGCUGAGGCCUCAAACUCUGAUGUCGUGUUCAGCAGUGAUGAUAACGACGAUGGAGAGUCCAGUGAGUAUUCUGACUGGGUGGGAGAUGCUGGGGUCAGUCUCCAGCCCCCAAAACGCAAGUCCAAGCGACAGGUCAAACGACGUAAAAUGUCGUCUUCAGAGGACGAGGAGGAGGUAGAGGUCGUAGACGAUGAUGAUGACGAUGACAACUUCGAGGAAGAGAGCACGCACGACUCGGCAAGGAGUUCCAGUAGUCGUCGACAACAGCCAAAGAGGAAAAAACCACCCCCACCCACCCGUAAAAAGCCAUCGAAGAAUAAACCAAGAAAAGAAAAGAUCGUCAAAAAGAUGGAGGAUAUUUCUGAACUUCCAGAAGAGUUUCGUCCUCCGGAAUGGUUGACAGACGUCAUUCCCAGGAAGUCUCCGUACGUGCCGCAGAUGGGAGAUGACGUCAUGUACUUCAAACAGGGUCAUGAACUUUACCUCCUCGCCGUGAAGAAACGCAAUGUCUACAAAUUUGAUAUACGCAAGAACCAGCCCUGGCACUUGAAUCAAAACCUCAGGGAACAAGAACACAUGAAGAUUGUAGGAAUCAAGUAUGAAGUCCGUCCCCCUCGACUCUGCUGUCUUAAGAUGGCUUACGUUGACCCGGAAACCGGGAAACCCACAAAGAACUCAUUUACAUUUAAGUACCAUGAUAUGCCUGAUGUCAUCGAUUUCAUCGUUCUAAAACAGUCCUAUGACACAGCUAUGAGGAGAAAAUGGAAAGCAGGUGACAGAUUCCGUUCCAUGAUUGAUGAUGCCUGGUGGUUUGGGACCAUUGUCAGUCAGAGUCCGUAUGAAGCCAUUUAUCCUGAUAGUAUGUUCCAGUGCUUCAUUGUCAAUUGGGACAAUGGAGAGACAGAGAGACUGAGUCCGUGGGACAUGGAGCCUGUCGAUCAAAAUCAUCUGCCAGCCCGUAACGAGUCCAGUGUACCCGUACAGCCGGAGGAGUUAGGGUCCCUGAUGUACACCCCUGUGGAGGGGGAGUGGCCGUCGUGUGGGCGUGAUGCUGAGUGUGACCGUAUUGCCCACGGGAUGGAGAGCAUCAUGCAGCAUUCUAUAGCAGAGCAGUUUCUGACACCGGUGGAUCUCAAUGUGUUCCCAAUCUACGGCAUCAUCAUAGAAUACCUCAUUGAUCUCACCACCAUCAAAUCUCGACUAGAGAAUAGAUUCUACAGGAGAGUGAGUGCCCUGCAGUUUGACAUUCGAUAUAUUGAACACAAUGCCAAGGCCUUCAAUGAGCCAGGUACUCCCAUUGUGAAAAGUGCCAGAAUUGUUACAGAGGCCCUUCUCAGGUUUACCAGUGAUACUGAUUGUACUGAUCCUAUGCCGAUCUUGAAUCAGCUGUGUCACCGAGAAAAAGUGGGGGGCGUGUCCUCUGGUAGUGAAACUGAAGAUACCUCGGACAACAACAGGCUCAAGCAUUCAGAUGAUGACCAGCCAGGAACCAGCACAAGGAGAAAGUCAGCACCACCAGUCAAUAAAACACCUGACUCCUGGAAAUCCGAGUGCCUUAAUCUUCUGGAGUCCGUAUUCCAGUGUGAGGAUUCUAGUCCAUUCAGAUUCCCAGUCGAUCCAGAUGAAAUCCCGGAAUACUUUGACAUCAUUGAGCACCCGAUGGAUCUGUCCACCGUUAAGGAGAACCUACUGAGAGACAAGUACUCCAACCCUAACAGUCUGUUUAAAGACUUCAGACUUAUAUUCUCCAACUCCAGGACAUUUAAUACCAACAAACGCUCACGGAUAUAUGCUAUGACCUUGAGAUUAUCGGCCCUGAUUGAGGAGAAAAUGAAGGACAUAAUCAGUGGGUGGAAUUCGGCUGUCAAACAGAAGAAGAGCUCCCCUCGUCUCUCCCAGAGUAACUACAGCUCCAAAACAGAAAGCAGCAGCAGGAGUUAUAGGAACCAGCCUCGUAGAAUGGCAGCAACAGCAGCGUCGUCCAAUAUCCGGGCCAGCUCUCUCCAAAGUGAGGCAGGACCCUCGACCUCUGGAGCCAUGGAAACCACCAACUCUGACCUCAAUACGUCUGCCACAACAUUAGAGGUAGAUGAUUUUGAGGACGAUGAUGAUGAUGAUUAUGAACCAGUGAAACCUAGGACCUCCUCUCCCAGAAAAAGACCAGUGAGGAAACCUGUACCCAAGCCUCCUGUAGAGAGUAACCACUUUGACUCAGACACAGAACUAGAGGAGGAUCAAACAGAGAGUGAGGAGGAGGAGGUGGUCUGCAAGGUCAAAAGGUCAACCAGGAACAGAGAGGACAGUGACAAUGAAGAACCAGCAGUUCGCAAUGUUAAAAGGCCAACAAGGAAUAGGGUAAAAAGGCCUCUGACAAAUGGAAAUGCAAGCAACCAUUACACCACUCGGGCCUCUACAGGGUCAAUCAAGGUCAAACACUUUAAGAAGAGUGGAUCUUACUCUGAAUCGGACACCCAGUGUAGUGACAAUGAAUCAGCUGAAUCAUCUAAUGAGUCAUCGUCAGAUUCAUCAUCAUCAUCAGAUUCUAAAACGGAGUCGGACUCAAAAUCUAGUGACUCUGAAGAAAGCCCCAUCACCCGGCCAAAGAGGAUGGCUCCACGGUUACGGACUGAAGUUGACUCCAGUAGGAGCCAACCGAACAAAUCGCGGGAGGGGAAGGGUAAAGCCAGUGCCUCGGGGUCUCGACAAACUCGUAAUCAGGGAAAACGAACAGUUCGUUAUGAGGAGGACAGUGACUUUGAGUACGGUGAUGGUGCAUCAUCAUCCUACAGGACUAAAAAACGGGCUCGUUAUAUUUCCCCGGAGGAAAACAGUGAUACUGAGGAAUCGGAUGGAAAUUCAGAGGUCAUGAAAAGCAGUCGAGGUCGAAUUAGAAAACUUACGCCCCGGGCCAGGGCUAACCUACGACAUUAACGUCAUAAUAGGCAUCAAGUGUUUACAUUGCUCAAUAUGGAAGACAUUAGUUCCAAAUUCAUGAAUUGUUCCGAUAAAUAUUUCUCAUGGUAAUCAAAAUUUCGGCUGUACAAUAUCUACCAGUGCAGGGUGUUUUGAACUGCUGUGGUUUUUGUUAGACUAUCUGUUACCUCAGUCAAGUGCACAACUUACUUUUACCUCAAGCAAGCUUAGUUUAUUAUCAAAUCAUUUCAUACAUUUUUCUUAUUCUACAAUGUUCUAUGAUUAUUACUAACUUCAUUUAGAUUUUUAUAGAAUGCAAUUUAUGAACUGAUAAAGAAUUUUUAAGGAUACUAGAUACAAAACUUAGUAAUAUAGACAAAAAUCUCCCAAGCUGCUAUGCAGAAAAAAUUUUGGAUAAAAAAUAUGACCUAUUAUAAUUACCCAAAUACAACAUACUCAGCAGCUAUAGGGGAAAUGUGUCAUUUAUAUGAAUUAACUUGUAAACUUCUUACAUUUUCUCUAUUCAUCUGGUCUUCCAUUACAAACAUCAUGUUCAUUUUUCAAGCAGGAGAUAUUGCUACAACAGAUGCAAUAAAAAUGUGCCAAAUAUCACCUUCAUUUCACUGUAUCAUGUUUUGUAAUAGAACUUCUAUGCAAGUUCAUAAAAAGUGCUUUCAUCCUUGCUAGCAA
Molecule: messenger RNA, 6223 nt
Organism: Saccostrea cuccullata (small rock oyster)
Lineage: Eukaryota; Metazoa; Mollusca; Bivalvia; Ostreida; Ostreidae
Product: bromodomain and WD repeat-containing protein 3-like
Exons: 35
Coding region: 107-5551 (1814 amino acids)
Biological process (GO): cytoskeleton organization; regulation of cell shape; regulation of transcription by RNA polymerase II
Cellular component (GO): nucleus
Molecular function (GO): protein binding
Source: RefSeq, a predicted model, not a curated record